AUGGAAACAAUAACCAGCACAAUUGCAGUGUUCUCUGCAGCAUUUCUUGGGAUUUGGGUAUGGAAAUUCUUGAACUGGGUUUGGUUCAAUCCAAGGAAGGUAGAGAAAUACCUCAGGCAACAAGGUCUCAGUGGAAACUCGUAUAGGUUAUUCUUUGGAGACCUGAAAGAAGGUAAAAUUGCCUUUACAUGGGUUGGGCCAAGAUCAGCUGUGUUCAUCAAUGAUGCUGAAAUCGUUAAGGAGAUUUUCUCAAAGCCUUACAAUUUUCUGAAGCAGGAGAAUUAUCAUAUAGUUAAGCUUCUAAUAAAAGGAUUAGCAGCAGCUAACAAAGACAAAUGGUCGAGACACCGUAAAAUCAUCAACCCUGCUUUCCACCUUGAAAAGCUUAAGAUUCAGGUACCAAUAUUUUACUCAAGUUGUUGUGAUAUGGUGAGCAAAUGGGAGAAGAUUGUCUUAGAAAAAGGGUCAUAUGAGUUGGAUUUGUGGCCCAAUCUUGAAACUUUGACUUCUGAUGCACUUACACGAGCUGCAUUUGGUUCAAACUAUGAAGAAGGUAAAAAGGAGCAAGGUUUGGGUAAAGACGCGGUCUUGAGGCCCCUAUCCAAUGAGGAGGAUGUUUCGUCCUCUAUCCCAAAGCCGGUGAAGGAAAAUAAAAGGAAGAGAGUCUCGGUUCCCGAAUAUCCAAAAUCGAAGAAGAGGACGGCUCAAAAAGAAGAAGAAGAGAACAAUGAGUCCGCGCUGGCGGUCCAAACGAAGAGAGCUAUCGAUGCCUCAUCGCCGGCUGGAUCGAUGAUGCUCUAUGAGGCUCCGCCUCGAACUGAAGAUAUACCGGAGAAAGAUUCAGGUCGAGUCCCCGAACUAUCGGAUGUCGAAGAUGCCUCUCGUCGGAGUCAACCGGCAGGGGAUACGAUCGAAGAUCCCCUUGAACCCCUCCGAGCCAAGGGGAAUGCUCCAAGCGAGUCAUUUGGGGCAGCAGCGAUCGAGGAUUCGCCUACCUUUCCCGCUUUUUCUGCAGGGGACGUUGCUGGUGCCGGUGAUGAAUCGGUUCUUUUUCACGGUAUGCGGCAGGCUUUGAAUCAGGUCAAUAUGGUUCUACUUGAGACUCUAAGGCUAUAUCGACCAGGAGUUAUGUUUUCACGUGUGCUUGACGAAACAACCAAAUUGGGAAAUAUAACUUUACCUACUGGAGUUCAAAUCUGCAUACCUACACUUUUCAUGCAUCGAGACAAAGAAAUAUGGGGCAAUGAUGCUAAUGAAUUCAACCCAGAAAGAGUUAGUGAAGGUGUUGCAAGUGCAACAAAUGGAAAAUUUGGUUAUUUCCCAUUUGGCUAUGGUCCUCGAGUAUGCAUUGGACAAAACUUUGCUAUGUUGGAAGCUAAAGUCGCACUUGCAACAUUUUUGCAAAAUUUCGCCUUUGAACUUUCCCCAUCUUAUGCACAUGCUCCUUUUCUUGUGGUGACACUCCAAGCUCAAUAUGGAGCACAAGUAAUAUUACGUAACUUGUAA
Messenger RNA from Nicotiana tabacum (common tobacco), 1506 nucleotides. Lineage: Eukaryota; Viridiplantae; Streptophyta; Magnoliopsida; Solanales; Solanaceae. The record is from RefSeq and is a predicted model, not a curated record.